AUGUACUUCUGUGACUCCACGAAACAGCUGACCCACGCACUGGAGCACACCAGCAACGCUCUACGCAACCGACGCGCCAGCCGCAGUGCCUUCUCAGUGGCGUUGACAGACAAACUGAUCUGUGUGGGUCCUUACCCUGCGGACAGUACCAUCAUCUACAAUCAUGUCUUUGUCAACCUGGACGACAGGUACAACACUUCGACAGGCAUCUUCACCGCGCCCCAUUCAGGUGUUUACAACUUGGCGCUGACCGUUUACAGUAACUCCAUCUCCCCCGGGAGCAGGCUGUCCAUGUGCGUCCAGCUGAUGAUCAACGGGGUACCCCGAGGCUCCGUCAACGACAACAACUACCAGGACAGAGAGGACAGCUCCAGCGUGUCCUUCGCCGAGCGACUGAGCGUCGGGGACCAAGUGUGGGUCACACUGCGAGCCAGGUGCUUCCUGUGUGAUGACAGCAGUCACCGCAACAUCUUCUCCGGGUUCCUGGCCUAUGACUAA
Messenger RNA from Engraulis encrasicolus (European anchovy), 498 nucleotides. RefSeq names its product complement C1q-like protein 4. The coding region runs from base 1 to 498 and encodes 165 amino acids. The transcript is spliced from 3 exons. The record is from RefSeq and is a predicted model, not a curated record. Gene Ontology annotation, molecular function: protein binding. Lineage: Eukaryota; Metazoa; Chordata; Actinopteri; Clupeiformes; Engraulidae.